UACUCAUUUUCUUUUCUAACACGUUGACGCUGCAAGGAAGAGAGUGGAGAUUUUUGUAGUUUGCACUUUGCCGAUUGAUGUUUGAUUUGGACCAAUUUGGUGACGUAAGCAAAAAACCCCUUAAACCCUUUCCUUUCCAUUCCCUGCAAAACCCUAACCUCUUGGGUUCCAAAAUUUCCUUCAGUGGGCACCGCCAAUGGAGGAACAUAAUGAAGCACAAGAUAACAGAGAACUCUACGCACUCUUGAAUUUGUCCCCGGAAGCUUCCGAUGAAGAAAUCCGCAGAGCUUAUCGUCAAUGGGCACAAGUCUAUCACCCUGAUAAAUACCAAGCUCCUCAUAUGAAAGAUAUUGCAACGGAGAACUUUCAACGCAUAUGUGAAGCGUAUGAGAUUUUGUCAGAUCCAAAUAAAAGGCAAAUAUAUGAUAUCUAUGGCAUGGAAGGGUUGACCUCUGGUUUGGAACUUGGUCCAAGGCUGGAUAAAGCUGAAGAGAUCAAGGCAGAGCUGGAGAGACUGAAGAGGAUGAAGGAACGGGAAAAAAUGGCGUCACAUUUUCGAUCCUCUGGUACAAUUCUGGUCAAUAUGUCUUUGCCACACUGUCUAAAUGGUCAUGGCCUCUUCAGAGGAAUGGCUAUGACAAGCGAAAUUCAGUCUCAGUUAUCAAAGCGUAAUGCUGUUACAAUUAGUGGCAAUUUAGCAGUUGAUGGAAAGGAAGGUGGUGGAGCUGCUACUGCUUUAUUUAGGCAUGAAAUGUCAGAAGUCUCGUCAAUAGAAUUUGUGGCUUCAGCUGGUUUACGUGCACUAAUUGGGGUGCAAACAUCUCGUGCUCUAUCAUCACACUCAGCGGCAACAAUGGGCGUAGCAAUGUCUUUGAGAGAUGGUUCCUUGAAUCUUUCUAAUUUAUGGACCCGCCAACUGUCAGAAACAGCAAGUGGACAUAUACAGCUUACCUUGGGACCACAAUCAUCUAUAGCUGUGGGGUGGCAAAAGAAAGAUGAGAAAAGAUCUGCAUCUGGAGAAGUCAAGUUUGGCACAAGUUCUUUUGAGACAGCAGUUCAUUAUACUCAUCGCUUUUCUUCUAAAUCACUUGGCUGCAUCACGGGAAGAGUUGGGAGUUCUUCCCUUGAGAUUGAAGUUGGUGGUGGGAGGAAGAUAUCCAAAUUCAGCACUGUGCGCUGGUUGUAUACAAUAGGAAUUCAGGGUAUUUUCUGGAAAUUUGAGCUCUAUCGUGGGGGUCAGAAGUUAAUUAUUCCUAUUUUGCUGACGAGGCAUUUGAACCCUGUGUUUGCUACUGGAGCAUUCGUUGUUCCAGCAUCUGUUUACUUUGUUCUGAAGAAAUUUUUUAUUAAACCGUAUUACCUUAGAAGGAAUAAGCAAAAGGCUCUAGAGAAGGAAGGAAAAACUUCUGUUCAGGUUCAAGAAGCAAGGGCUGCCGCAGAGAAAGCUCAGAAAUUACAACAAAAUGUGGCAAAUAGGAAAAGAAACAGGCAAUUAGAAACAGGUGGACUGGUUAUUAUGAGAGCGCUGUAUGGAAAUCAAAUAAUUUUGAACAACUUGAAUUCAUCAAGUGAAACAAGUUUUGAAUCAACUUCAGAAGUCAUUGAUGUUACAAUACCUCUGAAUUUUCUAGUUAAUGACUCUGGCCUACUCAAGCUUCAUGAAGGUGUUAAAAAAUCAGGCAUCAUGGGUUUUUGUGAUCCAUGUCCGGGAGAACCUAAACAGUUGUAUGUAGAGUACGCUUAUGCUGGCAAUCAACACAAGGUUUGGGUUGGUGAUUAUGAAGAAUUACUGAUACCCCAGGGCACCCACAGGAUAUAAAGAUUAUUAUUAUACACAUCAAUAUCAUUGUUACCUCUAGCAGUUUUGCCUGGUUUACAUGCUCGAGGUGCAGCAUUUUAUCCUGUUAGAUGGAAUUAGAAGAGGUACCUUUUACGAUUUUUGGGUCAAUGGUAACUUCACUUUUUUUUCUUUUUAAUUUUUUUAUUUUAUCAUCUUGUAUUACACCCUAAAAAUGUAUGAAAUAAGGGCAUUUUAGGAUGUGAAUAUAGUGGUUUGCCAAGCUACUGCGCUGCUGGCCCAUCCUAAUUUUUAUUUGUCAUCCUCCUUUUAUUGUUGAUUCUUUGCCUAAUCAUAAGGUCGCUCUUGGGGCAGUAGCCGUAGGAGUUCCAUUUGAUGUUUUGA
This is a messenger RNA of Gastrolobium bilobum, 2182 nucleotides long. RefSeq names its product chaperone protein dnaJ 13. The transcript is spliced from 13 exons. The record is from RefSeq and is a predicted model, not a curated record. The coding region runs from base 197 to 1819 and encodes 540 amino acids. Lineage: Eukaryota; Viridiplantae; Streptophyta; Magnoliopsida; Fabales; Fabaceae.